Messenger RNA from Fusarium pseudograminearum CS3096, 1395 nucleotides. RefSeq lists its product as uncharacterized. The transcript has 6 exons. Gene Ontology annotation, molecular function: oxidoreductase activity. Bases 1 to 1395 code for a protein of 464 amino acids. Lineage: Eukaryota; Fungi; Ascomycota; Sordariomycetes; Hypocreales; Nectriaceae. The record is from RefSeq and is a predicted model, not a curated record.
AUGAUGAAGUUGUAUUUUCUGAUAACUAUUCUGGCAUCGCUCGCGAAUGCAGCGGCUGCGCCCAAGUACGAAUUUCCGGUUUGCAUUGUCGGCGCCGGUGUAAGCGGCCUUACAGCUGCAAAGGCACUUGAGGACAAAGGCUACAAGACGGUCAUUUUUGAGAAACGCGAUACAGUUGGUGGAAAGUGUCAGUCUCAUUACGAAGACGGCCAGUACUUCCCUCUUGGCGCUGUGCUAUUCACAGGGAGUCCAAGCUAUGCCCAAACUUAUGCGUUUGUCAAGUCUUCCGGUGUCGCGUUUGAUGAGUUCGAUCCCGCAUUUGGCUAUGACUAUAACCCCAAGACUGGCGCUGCGGCUUUGAUGCAGCCUCCGUCGCCUGCUACUGCGCAGGCUUUGCAAGAAGAGCUAAAGCGAUAUGCUGAAGUAUGGCAGAACAAGUUUGCUCCUUAUGCUGUUCCCGGCUACAAGAAUGGUGUCCCGAAAGAAUUCAUGGUUCCUGGAAAGGACUGGCUUCUCGCAAACAAGUUUCCAAUUAUAGCUUCAGUCAUCAACCGAAGCGCCGGUAACUAUGGAUACGGUGACUAUACUCAAGUUCCAGCACUUUACUACUUACAAUUCUACGCGCCCGAUAUUGUUGGAAGCUUCAUCGGCGUCAUCCAGCCCUACAAAACAGACUUUUACAAAGUCCUAAAGCGAUUAGCUCGUAAUCUAAAAGGACCAGUGCAUCUGAAUACGAGAAUCGAGCGCAUCGAACGAAAGUCGAAGCCAAGCAUCCAAUACCGUACUGCUGGAAGCAAGGAAAUCAAGACACAGCCUUGCUCCGAUGUUAUUCUCGCAUUCCCUCCCACAUCUGAUGCCCUCAAAGAGUCCGGCCUAUGUCUCUCAGGCGCAGAGAAAACUCUCUUUUCUCAAGUUGACGUCAAUGGCUACUUCUCAUCAGCCGUUCGCAUGAGCCACCUUGGCCACAAUCUCAGUGUUUCGCAAGAACUUCCAAAUCCACUUGUUCCAUUCAAACCCGAAGGCCAACCUGUAUAUCUGACACCAUUGCAUGCGAACUCUGACAUCGUCAACGUUUACUCAGUAGACGAUCCUGCCCACCCUAACGCUGCCAGUGUCAAGAAACAUCUUGUCCAAGACUUGAGCAAGAUCAACAGAGACUUGCAAGAGGUUAACGCCAAGAGUGUUGCAUUGGAUGCUGCAGAUAUCCGUGCGUUUAGUGGAAGUAUCCCCUACUUUCCUCAUGUUAGUCCGGAUUCGUUGGCAGAUGGUUGGUACAAGAAGUUUAAUAGUAUCCAAGGGAAAGAACGGACCUACUUUACUUCUGGAUUGAAUAGCUUUGAGCUUGUGGAGUAUACUAUUCGGGCUGCGAGGGAUUUGGUGAAGACGCACUUCUAA